AGAACACAGAGCAGAGCACGGCAAGAACAGUGAGCCAGGCGGGCGCGAGAAGAGUCCGUGAGGGAAGCUAAACAGCAAUGGCGCUCGUGCCUCUCCUCCUCUCGCUCCUCCUCGUCUCCUGCGCCGCGCAGUCACCUGCAUCGUCGCCGUCGGCGUCCAAGGCUACUCCUACUCCUGUCAGUGCCGCCACGCCGCAGGCAUCUGCGGCAGCGCCGACCACGGCCAAGUCGCCGCCGCAGGCCUCGGCCGCCUCGCCGUCACAGGUCUCCGCCGCGCCACCGACAACCGCAGUGUCGGCGCCACAGGUGUCUGCCGCGGCGCCGACAACCGGCGCCGCCUCGGCACCACAGGUCUCCGCCGCACCGCCCACAACCGCUGCCGCCUCGGCGCCGCAGGUGUCUGCCGUGUCGCCAACAACCUCUGCCGCCCCGGCGCCAAAAGUGUUUGCCACGUCGCCGUCCAUCGCAGUGUCGGCGCCACAGGCGUCUGCCGCGCCGCCAACUGUGCGGUCCGCCGCCGCGCCGUCGCUGGUGUCCGCGGCCGCGCCAACCGUGGCCGCAUCGGCUCCGCAGGCCGCCACGGCGGCUCCACCGACAACGGCUGCCUCUCCACAGUUGGCUGCCACGUCAUCUCCGCCAACAAGCGCGGCCUCUCCUUCACUAGCUGCCACGUCACCUGCCACCUCCUCGGCUCCCGUCUCCGCACCCCCUCUCGCAGCGACCGCAGCCUCUCCGGCGACAGCGCCUACCGUCGCGGCGCCGACUACGGCCACAUUGCCCCCAGCGGCCUCACCAAUGGCUAUGCCACCGACAACCGCGCCUACCGCAUCGGCACCGUCUCCCCUGUUCAUGGUCCCGGUCGCGUCGCCGGCGACGGCCCCGGCACUGGCUCCGAGCGUCGAUGCCCCGACUCCGUCGCCCACGUUGGCACCAGAGCUCGCGCCCAUCAUGGCACCAGAGCUGGCUCCCAUCAUGGCACCAGAGCUCGCGCCCAUCAUGGCACCAGAGCUGGCUCCCAUCAUGGCACCAGAGCUCGCUCCCAUCAUGGCACCCGAGCUCUCGCCCAUCAUGGCCCCAGAGCUGUCGCCGCUCGGCUCGGCGAGCCCCUCGCUGUCGCCCGCGUUCGCGCCCAUGGCAGAGGAGGACUCUGCCGCGGCGAGCUCGCGCGCCGGCGUCGCCGCGCUUGUGGCCUUGGCUGCCACAGGGCUCGCGGUCUUGUUUUAA
Molecule: messenger RNA, 1223 nt
Organism: Lolium rigidum
Lineage: Eukaryota; Viridiplantae; Streptophyta; Magnoliopsida; Poales; Poaceae
Product: calphotin-like
Exons: 1
Coding region: 78-1223 (381 amino acids)
Source: RefSeq, a predicted model, not a curated record